This is a messenger RNA of Portunus trituberculatus (swimming crab), 2891 nucleotides long. RefSeq names its product probable serine hydrolase. Bases 1593 to 2570 code for a protein of 325 amino acids. The transcript has 4 exons. NCBI's taxonomy places the organism in Eukaryota, Metazoa, Arthropoda, Malacostraca, Decapoda, Portunidae. The record is from RefSeq and is a predicted model, not a curated record.
GAUAUUGGUGAUAGAAAAUUCAGUUUAAUCAUCGAUGAAAGCAACGAUGUUUCCGUCUCAAAGAUGCUUGGAAUUGUGAUUAGAUACUACUCAAAUGCAAUGAAAUGUAUUGUGGUUACCUUUUUGGAUUUAGUGGAACUGCGUGAGUGCAAUGCCGAAGCAAUUUGUGAGGCAGUGAAAAAAGCAAUACGAGAUAAUGGAUUAGACCUGCAGAAUUUACUCGCACUUGGAACUGACAAUGCGUCAGUAAUGACUGGGAUUAACAGCGGAGUGUUCGCUAGGUUGAAAGCUGAAGUCCCACACCUACAACUAAUCAGAUGUGUGUGUCACUCCCUACAGCUUGCUGUGUCACAUGCUGCACGCGAGAAAAUGCCGCGGCAUUUUGAAUUCAUGAUCAAGGAGAUAUACAACUGGUUCUGUCAUUCUUCUGUCCGUCAGAUCAAAUACAAAGAAUUGUAUGAAACUAUUAAUGACGGUGUACCACCUUUGAAACUGAUACAAUUAAGUCAGACCCGCUGGUUAUCUAUUGAACGUGCUAUAGCGAGAAUUCUACAGCAGUGGCUUGAACUGAAGACCCACUUCCAGGUAGCAAAGUUACAAGAGAGAUGUUACACAGCGGAACUUUUGCAUUCCAUGUUAGAUGAUGAACAAAAUCAUGCUCUUCUGUUAUUUCUUAAGCCAUUGCUUGCAGAGGUUCAAGCUGUAAACUUGUCCUUUGAAGCAGAAACGCAGGACCCAACAAAACUGUUGAAGGAUUUAGUGUUACUGAUUGAUUCGUUGGGGUCUAAGAUACUAACCCCAGGAAAAAAAAAUAUGUGACUGCAAGAUUAUUGAAGAACAUUUGGAUCCCAGGCCAUACUUGGGCUUUGAAUUUGAAAAGAAAAUGGAACAAUGCAAAUUUUCCCCGCAACUUGAGCGCAAUGUACGAGAGAGGUGCAUAAACUUUGUUGUUGAACUUAUAAAACAGCUUAGUCAGCGGUUACCUGACAACAUUCGUGUACUACAGUCUAUUUCUCUGCUGAGUGCUGACGAAUGCUUGAAGCCCAUUAAAUCACAUAUAGUUGAUUUGGCACACUUAUUUACAGAAGAUGCCAGCACUAUUACUAAGAUUGAUUUCCAGUGGAAAAAACUGCAUCACGUAUUGUGGACAGAAACAUCUAACACCAUAAAAUUGUGGUCAGAAGUGGCCAACUACAGAGAUGCAGCAGGUGAAAACCCUUACCAGGAUCUGGCUGAAAUUGCACUGGCUGCCUUAUCUCUGCCGCAUUCCAACGCAGAUGUAGAGCGAACAUUUAGUAAUAUGAAUUUUGUGAAAUCAAAAUUGCGCAACAAAAUGAAACUAUCUACACUAAAGGCAAUUCUUGCAAUAAAAUACGGACUAAAAAGACAGAAAACCUGUUGUGCAAAUUAUGAACUUCCAAGUGAUGUUUUAAGAAAGAUAGGGACUGUGGAGGCAUACAGUUACAAGACAUCUGCACAAGAACCUCAACCAAGCACUUUACACACUUCCGGCUCUACAUCUGCUCACACUGCUGACGACUACGAAGAGGACUGGGAUGCAAUCACUAUGGAAUUUUAAGUGAACUGUAUCAAUGCUGUUAAAAGUUGCUGGAAGGAGUUUUGUAACUAGCAGAAAAUUAAAUGGUUUACAUUCCAAGGUUUUAUGUCAGUCAAAAAUGGAAGGCACAGCAGAACCAAGGGAAAUAAGGAUACCAGUUCCUUAUGGUCACAUAGCAGGAAAAAUAUGGAAUGAAGGAGGCAGUCCACUCCUGAGUUUGCAUGGGUGGAUGGACAAUUCUGGUACAUGGGAUACUGUGGCACCCUUGCUACCCAGAAACAUAUCUAUUGUAGCUAUAGAUUUUCCAGGUCAUGGGUUUUCUUCAUUUAGGCCUUUGGGAAUUGGAGCUACAUUUGUAAAUUUACUGCAAGUUAUUGAGCGUGUCAUACAAUAUUUUGGGUGGAAAGAGGUUAAUCUACUUGGGCACAGUAUGGGAGGUGCAGCAGCAAUGUUGUACGCUGGUGCAUUUCCAGAAAAAGUGAUGAAAGUAAUAAUGGUGGAUAUAAUAAAGCCAUUAGCAACACCAGCAGAAAAUCAACCUGAACAGACAGCCAAGAGUAUAAAGGAACUUUUGGAAGUUGAAGCUAAAAUUGGAAGAGAUCUACAAUCUUAUGAAUACAGUUCUUUGGUAGAUAAGCUUCUUAAAGGAUAUGGUUCUAGUAUCACUGAGGAAGCUGCCAAAAUUUUGCUUAAGCGAGGGUCAAUUAAACACUCCAAUGGCUUAUAUUCUCUUAAUUAUGAUCUAACACUUAAGACUGGCAACAUAUUUGGCAUGACAUUUGAACAGCAAAAGGAAUUUGCAUAUAGGUUAAAUUGUGAACUGAUGAUAAUUAAAGCUACUGGAGGACCUAUCUAUGAAAAGCAAGAAGACUAUGAUGAAAUGAAGAGUAUUUAUAAUAAAAGUGCCAAAAAAUUCAUCUAUAAAGAAGUGGAAGGGACACACCAUGUCCAUCUUAAUGAUCCACAAGUCAUAGCUCCACUUAUAGCAGAGUUCAUAUUUAGUAAAUUUUAAAAGCUUUUAAGUAAAUUAUAUAAUUGUAUGUAUGUAGGAUUUUUUUUCUUUUCAAAAUCAUUAUUACUAUUAUUAUUAUUAUUAUUAUUAUUAUUAUUAUUAUUAUUAUUAUUAUUAUUGUUGUUGUUGUUGUUGUUGUUGUUGUUGUUGUUGUUGUUGUUGUUGUUGUUGUUGUUGUUGCUGCUGUUGUUGUUCUCGUCGUCGGCGUCAUCGCUGUAACCAUUUAUUAUAAUCAUUAUCUUUAUUAUUAUUAUUAUUAUUAUUAUUAUUAUUAUUAUUAUUAUAUUUGUUAUUAUGAUAGUUAUUAUUAUUAUUAUUAUU